AUGUUACCAAUUGAAGAAUGUGCUGGAAGGCCGCGGGCCCGCCCGGCCGGCCCUGCCCCUGCCGGGAGGAGGAAGGACGGGGCUGUGGCGGAGGCGGCGUGGAGGCGGCGGCGGCGCUGGGGGGAGCUGAGCUUCGCGGCGGCGGCCGGCGGGGGGCUGGUCGGCCUCGUGUGCUACCAGCUGUACGGGGACCCCCGGCCCGACUCCGCGCGGGCGCCGGACCCCGGGCGCCCAUCCGAGGGCGCCGACUUGGAGCCGGAGGACCCGCCCCGCGGCCGGGGGCUGCUGCCCAUCCCGGUCGCCGCUGCCAAGGAGACGGUAGCAAUUGGCAGAACAGACAUCGAAGACUUAGACCUCUAUGCUACAUCUCGGGAAAGGCGGUUUCGUUUGUUUGCCUCUAUAGAAUGUGAAGGGCAGUUAUUCAUGACUCCGUAUGAUUUUAUUUUGGCUGUUACAACAGAUGAGCCCAAACGUAAGUAUAUUUUUAAAAAUCCUUAAUAAUUUUAUAAGAUUUUUUUAUCUCUAACUCGACAGGAAUUAAAUCAAAUGCUCUCAGAAACACCACCAGUUUGGAAAGGAUCAUCAAAGCUAUUUCGAAACCUUAAAGAAAGAGGUGUGAUUUCUUACACAGAAUAUCUUUUUCUCUUGUGUAUUUUAACAAAGCCUCAUGCAGGUUUUAGAAUAGCUUUCAACAUGUUUGACACUGAUGGCAACGAGAUGGUGGACAGAAAGGAGUUUUUGGUGCUUCAAGAGAUAUUCAGGAAAAAAAAUGAAAAGAGAGAAACUAAAGGAGAUGAAGAAAAGCGUGCAAUGCUGCGUCUUCAACUAUAUGGAUACCAUUCACCUACUAAUAGUGUACUUAAACCAGAUGCUGAGGAACUUGUCUCCAGAAGCUACUGGGAUACAUUGAGACGUAAUACAAGCCAAGCACUGUUUUCAGACCUCGCAGAGCGUGCUGAUGACAUUAUGAGUUUGGUAACAGAUACCACACUUCUUGUACACUUUUUUGGAAAGAAAGGAAAAGCUGAGCUCAACUUUGAAGAUUUUUAUAGAUUCAUGGAUAACCUCCAAACAGAAGUUUUAGAAAUAGAAUUCCUUUCCUACUCUAAUGGAAUGAAUACCAUCAGUGAAGAAGAUUUUGCUCAUAUUCUUUUACGAUAUACAAAUGUGGAAAAUACAUCCGUAUUUUUGGAAAAUGUGCGUUACAGUAUAGCUGAAGAAAAGGGCAUCACAUUUGAUGAAUUCAGGUCAUUUUUCCAGUUUUUGAACAACCUAGAAGAUUUUGCAAUAGCCUUGAAUAUGUAUAACUUUGCAAGUCGUUCUAUAGGGCAAGAUGAAUUUAAGCGUGCCGUCUAUGUGGCUACUGGUCUCAAACUUUCACCACAUUUAGUGAACACAGUCUUCAAGAUUUUUGAUGUUGACAAAGAUGAUCAAUUAAGUUAUAAAGAAUUUAUUGGAAUUAUGAAAGACAGACUCCAUAGAGGAUUCCGGGGUUAUAAAACAGUUCAGAAGUAUCCCACUUUCAAAUCCUGUCUGAAGAAGGAACUGCAUAGCAGAUAAGUAUGUUAGCUUCUCUGUCUAAAUUGUUCAAUAACAAUAAAGGAAGGGUCAUGAUUUAUUUUUCUG
This is a messenger RNA of Myotis lucifugus (little brown bat), 1626 nucleotides long. It is a transcript of the gene MICU3, whose product is annotated as mitochondrial calcium uptake family member 3. Lineage: Eukaryota; Metazoa; Chordata; Mammalia; Chiroptera; Vespertilionidae. Gene Ontology annotation, cellular component: uniplex complex. The record is from RefSeq and is a predicted model, not a curated record. The transcript is spliced from 15 exons. Gene Ontology annotation, biological process: mitochondrial calcium ion homeostasis; calcium import into the mitochondrion. Gene Ontology annotation, molecular function: calcium ion binding.